This is a messenger RNA of Brassica napus (rape), 1947 nucleotides long. RefSeq lists its product as uncharacterized. Bases 1 to 1947 code for a protein of 648 amino acids. The transcript has 2 exons. NCBI's taxonomy places the organism in Eukaryota, Viridiplantae, Streptophyta, Magnoliopsida, Brassicales, Brassicaceae. The record is from RefSeq and is a predicted model, not a curated record.
AUGGAAAGUAACAAGAAGCGUCGAUUUUGGGCUGAGAUCCGACCCAUGCCGACUCUGGAGACACCUAACUUUGGGACAGGCACAACUCUCCCGCCUACGACGUCGCAAGGAGACGCAGCAACGCGCGAAAAGACUAACGGUGCUCAGACCUAUGACGCAGAAGACAAUGAAUCUGACCCGGAACCCGACAAGAAAGCACCCGAGGAAGCAGAAAAAACGGAGUCUCCCAUGGUUGCUUACCUAGAGCAGAUGUUCUCCAAGAGGCUCGACGCCAUGCAGUCCAUGGUUGAAAGGCUCCCAGGGGUAGCUACCCCCAUCCGGAAGAGCAACCCCGACUCUUACGCCGACACUCCUUUCACGGAUGAGAUCACCCUGAUCGAGAUGCUCAGGAAGUUCUCCUUCCCCAACAUAAAUGCGUAUGACGGCAUCAGCGAUCCGGACGAUCAUCUCGCCCAAUACAGACAAAGGAUGCUCGCUAUAGCACUCCCAAAGGAGUCGCGUGAAGCUACCAUGUGCAAAGGGUUCGGCUCAACCCUGACCGGACCCACUUUGCAAUGGUACAUCAACCUACCCUCCAGGUCCAUAGCCUCCUACGCUAUUCUCAGCGACAUGUUCGUAGAACAAUUCGCCAGCAGCAGGGACCUGGAGAAAACCUCUGAUGGUCUCUACGAAAUCCUUCAUCAUCGGGCGGAACCCCUGCAAGGCUACAUAGCCCGCUUCAACCAAGAGAAGGUGGCCAUUCCCGAAUGCAGCAUCCCCACUGCUAUCUCUGCCUUCAAGAGAGGUUUGCUCCCCGACGGUGACCUCUAUAAGGAGCUGACCAAAUAUCAGUGCAAGACCAUGGAAGACGUCCUGUCCCGAGCCUGGGCACAGGUAAAAUGGGAGGAAGAUGUCGCCAGUCGCGCUAAGGCGCAGCUAAAGCAAGACCCCAAGCUGGUCAUAUCGGACCAAAUCGAGCGAGACGAGAAACCCUCUCCAAGACCAGCCAGGGACUCUGGGAACAGAAACCAGGGCAAGUACCAGAACCGGCCGAUCGAGAAGGCAGAAGGGAUGGCAGUGUCCACAUGGCCAGAAAUCUCUCACCUCUCCGUCUCAAUGCCAGAGCUGAUCAAUGUUCUGAGGCAGAUGGGACAACAGGUCAAGUGGCCUCAUAAGAUGAAAGCACCCGAUUCUUUACGGAACCCUGGUCUCCGGUGCGACUUCCACCAUGACCACGGCCACAAAAUGGAGGACUGCGUCCCAUCGAAAAUCAAGGUCAACGAAUUGCUUAUGAAAGGAUACCUCAGGGAGUUCCUUUCCGAAAAGGCCAAGAGCCACCUAAGCAAGGAGACAAUGGGAAGGCCCACUGAAGUUGCUUCCGAAAUCAGUGGUAAAAGCCACACAGCCGCGAAGAAGAGCACUUGGAACGCCAAGCACGGACUAGAGGCCGCCAAGCCAAAACGCGUGCUCCUAGGUACAGACGAAAUAAGCUUCACGGCCAAGGAGCAGGAAAGGGUUCUCACCUCACAUCACGACGCCCUGGUCAUAUCGCUCACUGUAGCGAAUUUCCUAGUGAAAAGGAUACUGCUAGAUAAUGGAAGCCCCGGCAACAUCAUCUUCCAGGCCGCAUACAAGGAUUUGGAGAUGGAGGAAAGCGCUCUAACUCGGAGGAUAACCCCACUCAUAGGGUUCAGCGGAGAAGUCAAGCAGACCGCCGGAGAGGCGACCCUUCCGGUAUACGCUGAAGGGAUCAACAUGUCUACCAAGUUCCUUGUCAUUCACUGUGAUUCAUCCUACAACAUGAUCCUGGGACGGCCCUGGAUUCACGGCAUGGGAGCCGUCCCCUCGACUCUUCACCAGAUGGUAAAAUUCCCUACACCCUGGGGCAUAAAGGCGAUCAGAGGAGAUCAAGAGCAUUCUUGCUCCUGCUACCAGACUACUUUGAAGGGAAAGACCAAGGCCUUAUAG